GCAUUUCAUGUAACAUUUUCGGUAAAAAAGAGAAGAAUAGUUGUUCAUCUUGCUUGGUAAUCAUCCUGAUUCUCUCGACUUUUUUAUUAGUAGAUAAAUAAAGAACGUUUACAACAAUAAAAAUAUCUUCAAAUGUACUGGCAGGAAGUAAUCAAAAAUUAUAAAACUGAAAAACUAAUACCUGGUGCAAUUUAUACAAGCAAAACAAUCAGAAAAACUCCUAAUAUUAUUAAAUCAAAUUUAAUGUUUUGUUAUAAUAUUUUGUAUGAACUUGAAAAUACAAUUUGAGCUUGUCCAUUUUAUAAGUUUGAUAAAAAAAUUAGAUGCUUAUAAUCUUGUAAUUAAUCCAAUGGAUUUAUUUACUAUUAAUUUAAAAUUAGUAAAUAAUCAAUAUUCAAAUCCAAGUGAAUUUAAAGACGAUAUGAAUUUAAUAUUUAAUAAUUGUUUUAUCUCUAAUGAUAUUGGAACUGAAAUGUAUAAUUUAGGUAAAGAAUUAAAUUGUAAUUUUAAGGAAUGUUGGACUGUUUAUUAUUAUCAAGAACAAAAUAGUUUAGAACAAGAACUUUUUCACAUUGAACCAGAAGAUUUACAAGGAUUUCAAAUUGAACAAGAAUAUUCACAAGAAUUUCAAUUUGAACAAGAGACCUUCAAAUUGAAUAGCAGCGCACACCAUCCCUUCAUACUUACCACGUAUAGUGGCCUCUCCAAUAUGUUUGGAAAUCAUUAA
This is a messenger RNA of Rhizophagus irregularis DAOM 181602=DAOM 197198, 727 nucleotides long. RefSeq lists its product as uncharacterized. NCBI's taxonomy places the organism in Eukaryota, Fungi, Glomeromycota, Glomeromycetes, Glomerales, Glomeraceae. Gene Ontology annotation, molecular function: protein binding. The record is from RefSeq and is a predicted model, not a curated record.